AUCACGAAUCAGCCGCCAUCUUAGUUGUCGAACCGUAAUCGUUUGUUGUCCGUUAUUUUCGCAUUUAAAGUGAGGCAUUUCCUUCGGGAAAUGGAAAUUAUACAUUUGGAUCGGAAGAAAAACAAGUGCGCCGCUUUUAUUCGGGAAUAAAUUACAGGUGUAGAAUUAUUUCAAUCGGUUCUAAGGAUAAUCGAAUAUGUUUUACGCCCAUUUCGUGCUGGCCAAAAAGGGCCCGUUAGCCAGAAUAUGGCUGGCGGCCCAUUGGGACAAGAAACUGACCAAAGCGCACGUGUUCGAGACCAACAUAGAGAAAUCCGUCGAUGGGAUCCUACAGCCCAAAGUCAAAAUGGCCCUGCGCACAUCGGGGCAUCUCCUGCUAGGAGUCGUGAGGAUCUACUCGAGGAAAGCGAAAUAUUUAUUAGCGGAUUGUAAUGAAGCCUUCGUAAAAAUCAAAAUGGCCUUCAGGCCUGGCAUGGUGGAUUUGCCUGAAGAGCAUAGAGAAGCAGCAGUAAAUGCCAUCACGUUACCCGAGGUCUUCCACGAUUUCGACACCACCAUGCUAGAACUCAAUGACGUAGACAUCGAAGCCCAGUUCAGCAUCAACCAAUCCAGAGCCGAGGAAAUCACGAUGAGAGAGGAUUACAGUCUAUCGAUGGUGAACCAACAUCAUCACGAUGACGGUUUCGGAGACAUCGGCUUCGAUUCGGAGGGCCCGGAUUUGAUGAGGCACGCCUCCGGCAUGACGCCUUCCAUGGAACAGAGCAAUUUGUUGUUCAGCGAACCCGUUCUGGAUCCCAUGGGGUUGGAUAAGGAUUCGUCCGAGCCGGUACCGUCUACAUCGGGUACCCAACAGCACCAGCACAGACAGGAAGUUUCGAUGGAAGUCGAUGCCGUGGUUAGAGAUGAUGGAUUCGGUGGAUCGAUCGAUAAUAAUAUGAUAGCCGGUGGACUCUUCGAAGGCGGUUUGUUCGACGAUGCUCCCAUGGGGGAAGUACCGGUAGUGGAUCCCUCCAUGCCGGAUGUGGGUCAAAGUAUGGCGGAUCAUCCGGAUAGCGAUGACGACGGUAUGGAUAACUUCGGAGGACCACCAUCGGUCGGUGGAUUAAGUUCGGACGGUUCGCGCCCGCCCACCUCGAUGGGGCAGCUCCCCAAGGCGGUCACUCCGGCGCCUUCGGAUCAACCGGAACCGGCGGUUUCGGAGCAAUCCCAACGUGAAGAACCCGCCGUACCGGCCAUCGAACAGACUACGUUGUUGCACAACGAAGAGGAGAGCUUCGCACUGGCGCCCGUAGAUGCCGCACAAUUGAAAGGUUUGUCGAAGGCGAGAAAGAAGAGGAAGCUGAUCGUGGACGAAGUGAAAAACAUAUCGGGCGAGGAAAUGAAGAACCAAUUGAGCGAUACGGGCGACGUCGUGACGACGCUCGACCUGGCGCCGCCUACAAAGCGAUUGAUGCAUUGGAAAGAAACGGGCGGCGUGGAGAAAUUGUUCGCGUUGCCCGGCAGAAUCAUACCGGCCAGGGUGUUGUUCAAGAACUACCAAAGGCAUUUGUCGCUGCGAUCGAUCGGUACCGAAGAUUUCGGCGUUUUAGGCGACGCCGAUUCGCUGGCGUUGGAACAAGGUAGAGACAACGACGAUUCGCACGCGGAACCGACGCCGACGCCCACCAGGAGAGGACGCAAGAGAAAAGUGGUGGAAGAACCGAAUCGGACGCCGUUCCACGUUCAAGAGGACCUCCACAACGUCCAUCCGGACGCCACGCCGACGCCCUAUCCCCUGGUGCCUCCCAGCCCCUAUCGCAGGACGAACACGCCGCUGCCCCCUAGCCCCUAUCCGCCGACGCCCUAUCAAAUGUCCAUGGUGUCCCAGGAUGUAUCCAGCGAGAUGAUGCCUCACACGCCCGGUUUGAUACCGCCGGUCACGCCCGGUUUGUUGGCGCCGCCGGGCACGCCGGGCAUGAUGUACCCGCCGUCGGGCGGCUAUCCGGGCCCCCCGACGCCGCUGCAACAUAUAGAAGACAUGCCCCAUUUACCCGCCGAUCAAGUACAUUCGAUACUGCAAGAGCAGGAAAACAUGUCGUCGAUGACGCCCUCGCACUCGUCGGAUUUGCUCGGUGGCCACGCGGGCGUCCCGACGCCGCAUCAUUCGGGCAUCGACGCCAAUUUGCCGUUGGAGCCUUUGGAGAAUCUCCAACACGAUCUGUCCGCUAUGGAAAACAUGGGAUACGAUCAGAACCAAAUGGCUAAUAUGGGUUACGAUGAGGGUCAUCACGGCAACAUGUCCGAAAGGGUGCAUUCGCCUUGGAAUAACGAUUAUGAUUUCGAACCGGCGCCGAUUGAAGAACAAUUGGCGGACGAGACGGAGGAGCAAUUCGCCGAGAGGGUGUUGAACAAGAGGGCUUAUCAAAUGUAUCAAGUGCUCAAGAGUAAGUUUGAUAUGGUGGAGAAAGUGACGUUCGAAGAGAUGACUCUGAGGAAUAACAAGAAGCUCACGUCGCAGAAGUUUUAUAGUUUGUUAGUGUUGAAGAAAUUUCACGUUUUGGAACUCGCGCAGGACGAACCGUACGGGACCGUUACAGUUAUCAAAGGACCGAAAUUUAAUAAUCCGGCAAUGUUGUAAACGAUUUCUUUUUCGUCUAAUUUUUUUUCUAUUUUACACGAGAAGAAGUACAAAUUGUAAUUUAUUGUUUAUACUUUAUUGAUUUGUACUUUAUUGUUUAUGUACUAGGUACUUUUUAUUUAAUUACGUCAUUUUCUAUCUAGGUUGAUUUUUUUUAUUCAAUCUUCCUUUACACAUGUCACAUAAAUUAUAUAAGAGAUGUAAAUUUAAAAAAUAAUAAAAUUUUGUAAAUAC
This is a messenger RNA of Phyllotreta striolata, 2851 nucleotides long. The record is from the annotation of a GenBank genome assembly. NCBI's taxonomy places the organism in Eukaryota, Metazoa, Arthropoda, Insecta, Coleoptera, Chrysomelidae.